AUGCUAGUAAAUAGUACAGUUGCAUGGUUUGGACGAAUCCUAUCGCAGCUAAAAUUCCUCAUGAAUCGGCAAUGCCCCACCGAACUAAUUCAAUUUCCAGUCUUUUCAUGUUUUGAAGCGCUCCUGUUACUACAUGCCCAGAAUGAGAUUGAUGGUCUUGGAUAG
Messenger RNA from Plasmopara halstedii, 165 nucleotides. RefSeq lists its product as uncharacterized. Bases 1 to 165 code for a protein of 54 amino acids. Lineage: Eukaryota; Oomycota; Peronosporomycetes; Peronosporales; Peronosporaceae. The record is from RefSeq and is a predicted model, not a curated record. The transcript has 2 exons.